AUGACCCUCGACAUGAUCACUGAUGUGAACGACGGGGAUGUCGAUGAGGACAUGGAUUCCGCGCUGAGGUCGAUCAUGACUAUGCACACGCGCAAAAUCCUCCACUACAAGCGUCUGCUUGAACGUGCGCAAGCGGCCACAGCAGCGCAACUGCACGCCUUACAGGCCGAGGUGCGCCAGCUACGGAAUAACCCGCAGGGAGGUGGCGCAGCACCAAUAGCCUGGGACGAAGACAAGUACUGCGUGUGCGGUGGCAAGAAACGGCGAGGAUACUGGGCCGGGUACCGGGAAGACGAUGAAGAUGAGGAAGAGGACGUUGAUUUGGUAGCGGCGCUGAAGGGCGAUGGCGUGGGUGGGUUCAACGAGAGGGCCGUGAGGAAGGCUCUGCGGAAGCUGUCGAGGGACGAUAGGAUGCGGUUGAUUGCAAUCAUCCUAGAGUCCUGCAUGCCCGGCGACAUCCGCCUGCAGAUUCUGCUACUCGAGAAGUACAUGAAGUCCACUUUCGAUAUCCUUGGCAGCCUCUCGCCAGACCUGUCGUUCCGCGUCCUCAAGUGGCUUAGUGUGAAGGAAUUGCUUGCUGUAGAGCCGGUCUCGAAGAAAUGGCAGGCUAUGGUGCACCACCCAGCUAUCUGGCGGCACCAUACCCUGCGUAUCACGGCGGCGGAUCCGGUGCCAGUCAAGCCGCCUGCGCAGCCUGAGGGAUGGGAGCCGUUGUACAAGUCACUACACCACCGCGAGUCGAACUUCUUCAAUGCACUGCCGCAGACGCUCCGCUUCUUGAACGGUCACACCAACUUCUGUACGACCUUGCUUUUGCGAGGCAAGCGCCUGAUCAGUGGCUCGUACGACGAGACCAUCCGCUUCUGGGAUAUCGAAACCGGCGAGAUGAAGAAGUGCUUGCCGGUCAAGAAGCCCGUCAGCUGCGUGGACUUCCUUGCGGAGGAAGAAGUUUUCGUAGUCGGCUUCCACGACGUUGGACGCGUUCACCUCUUCUCUUCCAUUACCUUCUCGCCCUUGCAGCAGCUCGCGGGACACCUGAACGGUAUUCGUGCGGUCGCGCUCUCGUCGAAGAACCUGGUCUCGGCUGGUGCCGAUAAGGCCCUGGUGUGCUGGGAUUGGCGCGCGGGCACGAAGAUCGUGCGGUUUGGGCAGCAGACGACGGUAAACAUUGGCGUGCAGCUUGUCGCUGGGACACCUGAUGAGGGAGAGCGAGUUGUCAGCGUCACAAUCGACGGCAUUGUGCGCGUCUUCAGCAUCAAGCGACGGGAGAUGAUCUCGCAGUUUAAGUUGUCCGAGCUCGCUGCUGGGGAUCCAUUCCUGCAGCCCAAGCUGUUCAAUGUGGGCUCGGCGCCGAACAACAUGCUUCAGUGGUUCGCUGCGAAGGGCAACCAGAUGACGUGCGCUACCAAGUCAAUCAUCAUGCAUUUGCAGUGGCAGGAAGGUGACGAGAAGCAGGCUGCGGAACACAACAAGGCGUCUGGCACCUCGACCUCGCCUGCUUCUCUGUCGCCACCGCCUAGCGCAGAACGUCCGCGCACCCUCUCUACGCUGAACCGCUCGGCAUCGUCUGCGCUCGGCCGCUCCACCUCCUCGGCAGUCUCAAGUGCGCGCCGCCAAUCUAUCCUCAACAGCUCCAGCAACUCGCCGACCAGCCCCUUGGCGACUAGCCAGGGCUCAAUGUCCAAAGCGCGCCUGAGCGUCAGCGGGAUCAACCCCUUCAACCCACGCGCUAGCACGCCUGGGAUGCCGGCGUCGCCCCGCGGCUCCACACCAGUGUCCUUCCCGGUGCGCUUCGGUCGUGCGACGAUCUUGACGGCGCCGCCAAAGCUCGUGAGCAUCGUCGUGACGCCGGAUGUGGCCGUUGGCGCUGUCGACCCGCUGAAGCGACGCGUCGUGACUGCUACGCGGUUCAGCUCGCGCGCGGGUGCGGAUAGGCGGAUCUUCGUCUCGACGCAUGUCGACAAGGACCACGAGCAAGGGAACGAGAGUCGGGAGGAGGAAGCGGACGGCGAGGAGCCCAACCCGCUGCGGGACCACCUGCCGCCCAUGCCCACCGUCGACAUCGACACGGAGAUCUCGCCGCUCAUGGGCGUCUGGGGCGAUCUUGCUCAGGGCGGCUCUGCGCGGGGCCUGCUCGGUAACCUCCCGCCCAAGUUCGCCGGGUUGGCGACGCCGGAGAAGAAUCCCAUGUCGAUGCAGCUGAGCCAUGAGGAGGUCGUCGUCGGUUGCGCGGAUGGGACGAUCUACGUCAUGAACUUCGUCGGAUACCAGUACCAGAAGGAGCGCACGACGCCGCUGGUGUCAAUGCAGUUCUCGCCGCCCCCGGAAGAGGACGAGGAUUCGAGCGAUUAG
Messenger RNA from Schizophyllum commune H4-8, 2352 nucleotides. RefSeq lists its product as uncharacterized. Bases 1 to 2352 code for a protein of 783 amino acids. The transcript is spliced from 12 exons. The record is from RefSeq and is a predicted model, not a curated record. Gene Ontology annotation, molecular function: protein binding. Lineage: Eukaryota; Fungi; Basidiomycota; Agaricomycetes; Agaricales; Schizophyllaceae.